GAUAUAGAAAUUAUUAUUGACAAUGGUGCGUAUGCAAAAAUAUUUAUGCAUGCUUUAAAACAUUCUUUUAAUGAUGUAUGUGGGUUACUAAUAGGAAAAUAUUCGGAAAAGGAAAAGAAAAAGCAAAAAUGUAUAAUAACUAAUACAAUUCCCCUUUUCCAUACGCACAUACUAAGUCCUUUCCUUAAAUUGGCCUUUACUCUGGUAGAGAAUUAUUAUAAAGGGAAAGAGGGGAGAAUUAUAGGUUACUAUCAUAUAUGUGUUGAUGAUUCAAAAAAUGGAAAUAUAAAAAAUAUAAAAAUAUGUAAUUUAAUAUCCGAGAAAAUCAUACAGAAUUAUAGUGACGCCAUCAUAUGCUUAGCUGAACUGUCCAAAUUGGAGCAUGACGAGGAUAACUGCGUAAAUAUGUUUAUACAGGAUGAUAAGGGGGAAUGGGAACAUAUAAAUAUGAUAGUAUCUCCUGAGAAUAAAGACUUUUUGAAGAGGAAUAUUUCUAGCAAUACAUACUUAAACAUAUGUGACUUUGAUGAUCAUUUAAAUUGUAUUAAAUAUGACUUUAUGAACCCAAACUUAUUUAAAGAUAGUAAGUAA
Messenger RNA from Plasmodium malariae, 591 nucleotides. RefSeq names its product conserved protein, unknown function. The transcript is spliced from 4 exons. The annotation marks the transcript as partial. The record is from RefSeq and is a predicted model, not a curated record. Gene Ontology annotation, cellular component: EMC complex. NCBI's taxonomy places the organism in Eukaryota, Apicomplexa, Aconoidasida, Haemosporida, Plasmodiidae.